CAUUUCCAUCUCAAGGAUAUAUCUAUAGAUUCCAAACUGACUCGUACCUUCUCCCCCUUUAGCGUCUCUGUUUGCGUUUGUUUCCCGAGAAAGCAAAAUUCCGAUGGCCCCCAAAGCUGAGAAGAAGCCAGCCGAGAAGAAGCCUGCCGAGGAGAAGAAAUCGACGGUGGCAGAGAAGGCUCCUGCAGAGAAGAAGCCCAAGGCCGGAAAGAAGCUCCCGAAGGAAGGCGGAGCCGUUGCUGGCGACAAGAAGAAGAAGCGGACCAAGAAGAGCGUGGAGACAUACAAGAUCUACAUCUUCAAGGUGUUGAAGCAGGUCCACCCUGAUAUUGGGAUCUCCAGCAAGGCCAUGGGGAUCAUGAACAGCUUCAUCAACGACAUCUUCGAGAAGCUCGCUCAGGAGGCUUCACGGCUCGCGAGGUACAACAAGAAGCCUACCAUCACCUCCCGGGAAAUCCAGACUGCUGUGCGCCUCGUGUUGCCUGGUGAGUUGGCUAAGCACGCCGUUUCCGAGGGGACAAAGGCCGUCACCAAGUUCACCAGCUCUUAAAUUGUACGCUUGCAGGCCUAGGGUUUGUGAAGAAAUUGCGGAAGAAAACUAGGAUUAGGGUUUGUGUUAUUCUCUAUAUCAGUAUCCUUAUUUUGUCUUUUGAUUUUAAGUGGUAGAUGCACGUUUAAUGUAAAGUACCUAUAUGCUUUAAGAUGGAAUGGAAAAUCUUUUGACGUAA
Carya illinoinensis is the source of this 728-nucleotide messenger RNA. Its product is annotated as probable histone H2B.1. Gene Ontology annotation, molecular function: protein heterodimerization activity; structural constituent of chromatin; DNA binding. The record is from RefSeq and is a predicted model, not a curated record. The transcript has a single exon. Gene Ontology annotation, biological process: nucleosome assembly. Gene Ontology annotation, cellular component: nucleosome. Bases 104 to 550 code for a protein of 148 amino acids. NCBI's taxonomy places the organism in Eukaryota, Viridiplantae, Streptophyta, Magnoliopsida, Fagales, Juglandaceae.